GCUCGUUGUGUCACGUCUUGUUGACAGUACUAAUGCUACCUCGCUUUUUAACAGCUGUAAAACAAGACAACACCAACUAAUACUUACUAUACCAGUCCAUUAUCAGCUGUUUACUAUACACGUCAACUUUAUGCCCCUGAUACCGUCUUUAGUGAUAUAAAAGAUUAAGUUUAACAGUCGAAAAUUUAGUGCUAUGUGUGGUGAAAAUGGUGUACGUUGUAAAUGGAGGGGAGAGUGGUGGUGAGAGGAAGGAGAGAGAGGCCAGUGUGUGGAAGGAGGUGUUGUUUUCUAUUAUUGCCAGCCUGCCCUUCUUCACCCAUGGCCUCGAGACCACAGAGCUGGCCUCGUCAUCCCACUCAGGGCACUUCAUGAGCACAGAGGAUGGGGUUCCAUGGAACGCCACAGCGUACAUUCUCGCUGCGCUGGUCAGCGCGCCGGUGUACUGCUAUGUAGUGGAUAAGUGUGGGAGGAAGGUGGGGAUCUUCUUGGUCAGCCUGGCGCAAGGGGCCUCCUGCAUCCCCCUAUUCCUAUCACAAGACUUCAUCACUGUGAUAGUUUUACACGUGGUCGCUGGCAUAUCCUCAGGCGGCCUCUUCACCGUCCUCCCGAUCUACGUGCGAGAGAUCAAUUCCCUUACCACUGAGGGUUUCUCUCUUUCUUUGAUGAUGGUGAUGACAACAGUGGGAUAUGCCAUGAAGCUGGUCAUGAGUAUGGAAUACCUGAUGUAUGUGAUGACGGCGGUGGUAGCGGUGCAGUUCCUGUCGAUGGUGCUGCUGAUAGAGACGCCGAGCUAUUUGGUGAUGAGGGGGAAGGAGGAGGCAGCCAAGCAAAAUAUAACAAAACUCAAAUGCUUAGACAGCAACGGCGAGAAUGUGACAAAAGAACUAAAUAAUCUGAAGGACGAAAGUGAACGAGCUAGGUCUAAGGGAAAUCUAUCUGUGAUAGGGAUAUUCAGGAGUCCCAUGUACCGCGAUCAGACGAAGAUAGGCGUGAUCCUGUACACCACAACAGUGUUAUGCGGCAGCAUAGUGUUCUUGGACUCAGAGAAGGCUUUGCUACAGCUGGGUAUAUCUGACCCUGACAAGACGCUGGUGCUAAGCUGCCUGUUUGCUGGCAGCUUGUUCACUAUGCUGCUGAUCAGCUUUGUGGAGAGGAAGUACCUCGUCCCCUUCGGCUUCUUCACCAUGAUGGUGUCCAUGGGGGUCCUAGCCGUGUUCACACAGAUGGACCUGACCGUGACGUCAUUAAGAUGGCUCCCCGUUGUCGCGCUGGGAGUCCUGAACUUCGGGUAUGGGGUGAUGUGGGCGCUGCCUUAUGUUGUGAUGGUGGAGAUUUAUAAUUUUGAGAUCCGAGCAACAAUGAUCGGCCUUCUCUUCACUUACGGGCAAAUAAUCAAGCUAAUACACAUCCACACUCACCAGUACAUUGAAGAUUACAUGGGCAUAUAUACUUUGUUAUACAUAUUUACCAGCAUCAACAUAUACGGCGGGGUAUACUCCCUAUUCGCUAUCCCGGACUUGAAGAAAAAGUCGAACAAACAGAUUGAGAAGCAGAUGAAAAGGAUACCUUUACUGAAAUUCUGAAUUAUUGUUAUAGAAAAUAAACUAGUCUAUAUUG
Ostrinia furnacalis (Asian corn borer) is the source of this 1617-nucleotide messenger RNA. Its product is annotated as solute carrier family 2, facilitated glucose transporter member 12. The transcript has 7 exons. Bases 207 to 1583 code for a protein of 458 amino acids. The record is from RefSeq and is a predicted model, not a curated record. NCBI's taxonomy places the organism in Eukaryota, Metazoa, Arthropoda, Insecta, Lepidoptera, Crambidae. Gene Ontology annotation, cellular component: membrane. Gene Ontology annotation, molecular function: carbohydrate:proton symporter activity. Gene Ontology annotation, biological process: transmembrane transport; carbohydrate transport.